Fusarium coffeatum is the source of this 1344-nucleotide messenger RNA. RefSeq lists its product as uncharacterized. Gene Ontology annotation, molecular function: L-rhamnonate dehydratase activity; magnesium ion binding. The record is from RefSeq and is a predicted model, not a curated record. The coding region runs from base 1 to 1344 and encodes 447 amino acids. Gene Ontology annotation, biological process: carbohydrate catabolic process. Lineage: Eukaryota; Fungi; Ascomycota; Sordariomycetes; Hypocreales; Nectriaceae. The transcript is spliced from 4 exons.
AUGUCGUCUGUCAAGGACUUUCCCAAGAUCAAGGCCAUUAGGUCAUUCAUCAUUGGUGGUGUUGGAUCAGGUGGUGAUUAUCACAACGUUAAAGGUGGUCAUUGGCUCAUCGACAGCGAUAUCUCGACACCAGCUUCAAAAUGGGAGCAAUACAAGAAGUCUCGAACUAGCUGGGGCAUCAACGUUCUGGGUUCAUUCCUAGUUGAGAUUGAAGCCACUGAUGGAACAGUCGGAUUUGCUACUGGCUUUGGUGGUCCUCCGGCCUGCUGGCUCGUUCACCAGCACUUCGAGCGUUUCCUCAUCGGCGCCGACCCUCGCAAUACCAACCUUCUCUUCGAGCAAAUGUACCGAGCGUCCAUGUUCUACGGUCGCAAAGGCCUACCCAUCGCCGUUAUCUCAGUUAUUGACCUUGCCCUCUGGGAUCUUCUCGGAAAGGUUCGCAACGAGCCUGUCUACCGCCUUAUUGGCGGCGCUACCAAGGAGCGUCUCGAUUUCUACUGCACUGGUCCCGAGCCCACAGCUGCUAAGGCUAUGGGAUUCUGGGGAGGCAAGGUCCCUCUGCCAUUCUGCCCCGAUGAUGGACACGAGGGUCUACGCAAGAACGUCGAGUUUCUGCGAAAGCACCGUGAGGCUGUUGGCCCCGACUUCCCCAUCAUGGUCGAUUGCUACAUGAGUUUGAACGUCAGCUACACUAUCGAACUUGUCAAGGCUUGUCUCGAUCUCAACAUCAACUGGUGGGAGGAGUGCUUGUCACCUGAUGAUACCGAUGGCUUCGAGCUCAUCAAGCGCGCACACCCUACUGUCAAGUUCACCACAGGCGAGCACGAAUACUCCCGAUAUGGUUUCCGCAAGCUUGUCGAGGGCCGAAAUCUCGAUAUCAUCCAGCCCGACGUCAUGUGGCUUGGUGGUUUGACCGAGCUUCUCAAGGUCGCAGCAUUGGCUGCUGCAUACGACGUCCCAGUCGUCCCCCACGCCAGUGGUCCUUACAGCUACCACUUCCAAAUCUCUCAGCCCAACACCCCCUUCCAGGAGUAUUUAGCCAACUCUCCCGAUGGAAAGAGCGUGCUGCCGGUGUUUGGAGACCUCUUCAUUGAUGAGCCAAUUCCUACCAAGGGUUACCUCACCACCGCCGACCUGGACAAGCCUGGGUUCGGACUGACCAUCAACCCCGCUGCACGAGCCAAGCUCAUUCCUAGCGAUUACCUGUUCAAGGUCCCUGAGAUACCUCAAAGCCUUUCAGCUGGUAACGAAAACAACUCGAGCGAGCAGUCUAGCAAGCCCAAUGGAACUCUUGACUCUUUGGCCGCUAAAGUGGAGAGUCUUAAAACGUCGACAAGUUCUUAA